GCUCCUGCACCAAACUCUCGCCACCGAGAAGACCUAGACUGCACCACAUAUAUACGUACAUACCUCCACACCCACAGAACAAUGAAGGUCAUCUCUACUGUAGGCGCGGGCCUGGCGUGCGCUUCCUGCGCCUCGGCGUUCGUAGCACCUUCCUCCUUUUCGCGGGUGAUCAGCAGCUCUCCCGCAGCAUCCAAGGCGCUACGCAUGGCGGAGGAGGUCGCCGCCGAACCGGAGGCGGCGGUGGAGCCGGAGCCGGUGCCCGCGGGCCCCGCGAUGUCCGCGUCCAUCCCCUUCUUGGAGCAGCCCAAGAACCUGGAGGGCAUGGUCGGAGACAUCGGCUUCGACCCGUUCGGGUUCGCGACCAUCUUCCCCGUUAAGUUCAUGAGGGAGGCCGAGCUCAAGCACGGCCGCGUUGCGAUGCUUGCUGUGGUGGGGUGGCUCGUGUCGGAGGUGGUGCACGUGCCCGGGGCUGCGUACAUGUCGGAGAACCCCGUGGAUGCUAUGGCGGCGGUCGGGCCCGGCCCCAUGUUGCAGAUCUUCUUGUUCUGCGGGUUCCUGGAGUGGAAAUUCCACAACGGGAAGAUGACCAUGGACAACAUGCACGAGGACGGGAACGAGCCCGGAGACUUCGGGUUCGACCCGAUGAUGCUCGCCAAGAAGCCCGCGGACGUGCGCGAGAAGUACCAGUUGCAGGAGAUCAAGAACGGCCGCCUAGCCAUGUCCGCCAUCGGCGGCCUCAUCCACCAGUCGCUCCUGCUCGGCGGCGGCGUACCGUUCCACGCGUAAAUUGGCGUUACGUUACGCCGCCGUGAUGUCGCCGGCGAAACGCUUGCGCUCGCUGCACGCAAAUCACCACAGCUGAAGGAUGAGGAAAGUUCUGAGAAAUUUCUGGAUUUUUUUUGUGCUUUUGACGAAUGUGUUGAGGGGAGCGUAGUAGCGGGACUCAUGUCCAAAAAUCAUAAUCAAAGCUCACGAAUUUUUUCCUACCCUUCUCGGUGGAUUAAUAUAAAGCAAGGGUUCCUUGCUGGUUUUGAUUUCGGCCGUUGGGAGACGAUGAACACGCGUAGUUUGAGGGUGAGGCGAAGACGUCGGGGGGGCAAAAGGUGCAGCUAGCUGGCGAAGUCCCCGCUGCCCGUGAUUUGUGCCUGUAUUUUGGUCACGCCCGAUUUUGUAUGCAGACUUGCAGUCGACGGGGCGGGGAGGGUUGCUGCAGGUGUUGCAUGGCGCGUAUGUUAGAAAUUUAGAGGCGUGUCUGGACAGGGUCUUUAGGCAGAGCUGGCGCUAAGGGCGGACUAAGAAUAUGCCGUGGUCGCCACCCAACCCGUUCCUUCGUUAUAUUUUUUCGCUUUUGGUCCCUAUUGGAGUGAGUUUUGAGUUGCCUCUCUCCCCUGCCUUUUUCGUUAGAACGGUUGGCUGCCUGAGGACAUGACUUUCCCCACGGGCGUUUUACGACGUGUUGCUGCGUGCGGCUGGAUGGCCUUUAGCCGUACGAGACUCGCGUCAUUGUUCAUGUUACGGUUGUUGGCUCUUUCUUGCUCUUAUCGGAUGUUGGGUUCCGGGGGGGGCAAGGUUAAGCAGUCGGGAGACAGUGCGUAUGCUCUCCUCUUCUGCGCUUUAAUGAAACGAGUUAACAACACGAGUUCUCAUGGAUG
Molecule: messenger RNA, 1652 nt
Organism: Ectocarpus siliculosus
Lineage: Eukaryota; Phaeophyceae; Ectocarpales; Ectocarpaceae
Source: the annotation of a GenBank genome assembly